CAAAUGUCUCGAUGCGGAUAGUGGACACGUCUCACCGAAUAGCGUAUACUAAAACAAUUUUAAUAACUGAAUAUUUCGUAAUUUAUGUGUUGGAUAUCUCAUUUUCUUAUUAAUAUACUUAAAACUUGUUAUAAGUAUUAGGAAGGAUACCCUAAAAUAAAAAAUCAUGGGGAGUGUGGAACAACCCUGUUAUACUUUGAUUAAUUUUCCAACUGAUUCAGAGCCUUACAAUGAGAUGCAGCUUAAAAUUGACCUUGAAAAGGGAGACAUAAAAAAGAAAAUUGAAGCUCUAAAAAAGACAAUAGGAAUUAUUCUAUCUGGGGAGAAGAUACCUGGUCUUUUGAUGAUCAUCAUCAGGUUUGUCCUGCCACUACAGGAUCAUACCAUCAAGAAACUCUUGUUGAUCUUCUGGGAGAUUGUCCCAAAGACCAUGCCAGAUGGCAAGCUGAUGCAAGAGAUGAUUCUUGUCUGUGAUGCUUACAGAAAGGAUUUGCAACAUCCCAAUGAGUUCUUGCGUGGAUCCACUCUGCGUUUCCUUUGCAAGUUAAAGGAGCCUGAGCUCUUGGAGCCUCUGAUGCCAGCAAUCAGAACUUGUCUGGAACACAGACACUCAUACGUGAGGAGGAAUGCUGUACUUGCCAUAUUCACCAUUUACAGAAACUUUGAAUUCCUCAUCCCUGAUGCUCCAGAGCUGAUAGCCAACUUCCUAGAAACGGAACAGGAUAUGUCAUGCAAACGUAAUGCCUUCCUGAUGCUGCUGCAUGCGGACCAAGAGCGAGCUCUCUCCUACCUUUCCUCUAGGCUGGAUAGUGUACAUGGUUUUGGGGAUAUUCUGCAGUUGGUGAUUGUUGAGCUGAUUUAUAAGGUGUGCCACGCGAACCCGGGCGAGCGCUCGCGGUUCAUCCGCACGGUGUAUGGGCUGCUGAACGCGCCGAGCGCCGCCGUGCGCUACGAGGCGGCCGGCACGCUCGUCACGCUCUCCAACGCGCCCGCUGCGCUCAAGGCGGCGGCGGCGUGCUACAUCGAGCUGAUAGUGAAGGAGAGUGACAACAACGUGAAGCUGAUCGUGGUGGGCAAGCUGAGCGCGCUGCGCGGGGCGGGGGGCGACGGGGGCGCCGGCGCCGCGCGCGCGCUGCCCGACCUCGCCAUGGACGUGCUGCGCGUGCUGGCCGCCUCCGACCUGGACGUGCGCCGCCACACCCUGCAUCUUGCGCUGGAGUUGGCGACGCCGCGGCACGCGGAGGAGCUGGUGGGCGUGCUGCGCAAGGAGGCGGCGCGCGCGCACAGCGCCGACCACGACGACGCGCACAAGUACCGCCAGCUGCUCGUGCGCGCGCUGCACCGCGCCGCCACCAAGUUCCCGGAGGUGGCGGGCAGCGUGGCGCCGGCCAUGGUGGAGAUGCUGGGCGACGGCAGCGAGGCGGCCGCGCACGACGUCAUGCUGUUCCUGCGCCACGCGCUGCACUCCUUCCCGGACCUCUCCAGCCGGGUCUACGCGAAACUUCUGGAAUGUGUGAGCAACAUUCGCGUCGGCAAGAUCGCCCGCUCGGCGCUGUGGCUGUUGGCGGAAUUCGCUGACACGGAGGAGCGCGCUGUAGCUGCCCUCGAAAUACUCGAGAAAGUUAUUCCGGCGCCCAAAAGCGCUGAUGCAAAGGAGGAGGAACCAGAGAAAGCAACCAAGCCCGAGGCGCCGGCCCGCCAGCUGGUCACGAGCGACGGCGCGUAUGCGACGCAGUCUGCCUUCAACUUGCCGCAGGCGGGUUCGAGCGAGAGCAAGGAGGGGCUGUCGAGCGCCAUCCGCUCGGGCGACAGCUUCACGUCCGCGUGCGCGUGCUCCGCGCUGUGCAAGCUGGCGCUGCGCCUGCCGCCCGCGCGCCGCGCGCACGCGCUGCACGCCGCCGCGCAGCUGCUGGCCUUCCACAAGCUGGAGGGCGGCGGCGGCGGUGGCGGCGGGCUGACGGCGGACGACGUGGAGCACGCGGCGGUGUGCGUGCGCGCGGGCGCCGAGCGGCCGCCCACCGUGGCCGGCGCGCUGCUGGCCUCCUCGCGCCGCGCGCUCGCCGCGCUGCUGGCGCUGCCGCAGCGCGCGCAGCCCGACCUGCUGCCCGACAACGAGUGGGAGCGCGCCUCGGCGGCGCCGCAGAAGCGCGUGGAGGUGGAGCGCGGCAUCGCGUUCGGCGCGCUGGCCGGCGCCGCCGCCGCGCACCAGCACGACAUGUUCGAGCUCUCGCUCAACCGCGCCGUGCAGGGGCGCGCGGCGGGCGGCGGCGCGGCGGGCGGGCGGCUGGCGCGCGUGCGCCAGCUCACGGGCUUCUCGGACCCCGUGUACGCGGAGGCCAUCGUCGCCGUCAACCAGUACGACAUCGUGCUCGACGUCCUCGUCGUCAACCAGACCGACGACACGCUGCAGAACUGCACGGUGGAGCUGGCCACGCUGGGCGAGCUGCGGCUGGUGGAGCGGCCCGCGCCGCUCGUGCUGGCGCCGCGGGACUUCGCCACCAUCCGCGCGCACGUCAAGGUCGCCUCCACCGAGAACGGCAUCAUCUUCGGCAACAUCGUGUACGAGGUGUCGGGCGCGUCGCUGGACCGCGGCGUGGUGGUGCUGAACGACAUCCACAUCGACAUAGUGGACUACAUCCAGCCCGCCGCCUGCUCCGACGCGGACUUCCGCCAGAUGUGGGCCGAGUUCGAGUGGGAGAACAAGGUGUCAGUAAAUACCAGUAUUACCGACCUGCGAGAAUAUUUGGACCACUUGCUCGCAUCUACGAACAUGAAGUGUCUCACACCAGAUAAGGCGCUGUCGGGGCAGUGCGGCUUCAUGGCGGCCAACCUGUACGCGCGCUCGAUAUUCGGCGAGGACGCGCUCGCCAACCUCUCCAUCGAGAGCGCGCUGCACCGCCCCAACGCGCCCGUCGUCGGACACGUGCGCAUCCGCGCCAAGAGCCAGGGCAUGGCGCUCAGUCUCGGGGACAAGAUCAAUCUGAUGCAAAAAGCGCCGACACACAAACAAACGGAAAAUGCGAUUCCUGCUGCGUAAAUAUGUGUAAUUUAGGAUGUAGGUUAGAUUUAAUAUUAUAUCCUCUUAUGGCAAAGGAUUGUACUGGAUUUUUUAUUUUAUAUUGUAGCCUAUAUUAACAUUUGUAUAAAAUUUCCACCAAAUAGAUUUCAGAAUAAUAUACUUGGCGUUUAGAUAUGACUGGGGUGGGGAGGGGUUACUAUGACGCCUUAAAGCAGGAGUAAUACCUAUUUAUGUGUUUAUAUCAUGCAUUUAAAUCGUAAAUUAUUCAAUUUAGACUUCCUUUGUCAGACAUACUAUUAUGUUGAUUGAUUACUAUAAAUAUUUUAUUAAUAAAAUUACUUAUUCGAUAUAUAAA
Molecule: messenger RNA, 3374 nt
Organism: Zerene cesonia (dogface butterfly)
Lineage: Eukaryota; Metazoa; Arthropoda; Insecta; Lepidoptera; Pieridae
Gene: betaCOP
Product: coatomer subunit beta
Exons: 20
Coding region: 167-3037 (956 amino acids)
Biological process (GO): intracellular protein transport; endoplasmic reticulum to Golgi vesicle-mediated transport; intra-Golgi vesicle-mediated transport
Cellular component (GO): cytoplasm; COPI vesicle coat
Molecular function (GO): structural molecule activity
Source: RefSeq, a predicted model, not a curated record